Austrofundulus limnaeus is the source of this 141-nucleotide messenger RNA. RefSeq names its product adenosine deaminase tRNA specific 2 (gene adat2). Gene Ontology annotation, cellular component: nucleus; cytoplasm. NCBI's taxonomy places the organism in Eukaryota, Metazoa, Chordata, Actinopteri, Cyprinodontiformes, Rivulidae. Gene Ontology annotation, biological process: tRNA wobble adenosine to inosine editing. The record is from RefSeq and is a predicted model, not a curated record. Gene Ontology annotation, molecular function: zinc ion binding; tRNA-specific adenosine-34 deaminase activity.
GUGUGUGUGUGUGUGUGUGUGUGUGUUCAGUGUGUUUCUGGUCACAGAGCAGAAGAAGCCGUUGCGAUGCUGAAAACCUUCUACAAACAGGAGAAUCCUAACGCUCCAAAACCCAAAGCAAGGAAGGACUGAGCCCACAAG